GCCAUGGAGCUCACCAUGGAGAACCUUCACAGCGUCUCGUCACACUCCCAGGCGGGAGACCUCAUGAACUCUCCGCAUGCUCGGCCGUCGCCGUCCCCCAGCUCUACUCCCCGGAAUCUUGUCUCGCACGCUCCCGGCGCGCGGUCGGCCAUGGUCUCCGGCAUGCCCUCGCUUCUGGAGGGGUCCGGGGGAGACUACCGGACAGACCCGUCCGCGUUGUCCGGACACCUGCACCCGUCCAUCAGCAUGUGCGAAACCGGGAUGAGCCUUAGCAACACAUACACAACCCUGACCCCCCUGCAGCAUCUACCUCCGAUAUCCACAGUGGCGGACAAGUUUCACCACCCGCAUUCACACCACCAUGCUGCCGCCCACCAACGACUCUCGGCCGGGAACGUGAGUGGGAGCUUCACGCUGAUGCGGGACGACCACCGUGGUCUUACCUCCAUGGGCAAUCUGUACAGUCACUACUCUAAAGAAAUGUCAGUGUCCGGUAUGGGCCACGGCUCGCUGUCCCCGCUUUCCAGCGGCCUGGGCUCUCUGCACAACUCCCAACAGCCGCUCUCAGCCUACGGCCCCAGCGCGCACCUUCCCGCCGACGCCAAGAUGCUUUCUCCGGUGUCAGGCUUCGAGACCCACGCAUCCAUGCUGUCCCGAAGUGACCAAGAGCAUCUGGCCAGGAGUUUAGGGGGACAUGGCCACGGCAUGAUCUCCAACAUCAGCGGCAUGCAUCAUCACCCGCACGGUCACCUUCACUCGCAAGCAAACGGCGCAGUAAUGCUGGGGGACCGGGAGAGACACGGCCACGGACCCAGCCAAGGAGUAUCAGGGUCAGGCAUUCAGGCUGAGGAGAUCAACACUAAGGAGGUGGCACAGAGAAUAACAGCAGAGCUGAAGCGCUACUCCAUCCCGCAGGCCAUAUUCGCCCAGAGGAUCUUAAGCCGGUCGCAGGGCACCCUCUCGGACCUGCUACGGAACCCCAAACCUUGGAGUAAGCUCAAGUCAGGACGGGAGACCUUCAGAAGGAUGUGGAAGUGGCUGCAGGAGCCCGAGUUUCAGCGGAUGUCUGCUCUCAGGCUGGCAGCAUGUAAACGCAAGGAGGAGGACCGAGGACGGGAGCGGAACCAGGUGCCAAAGAAGCAGCGACUGGUCUUCACCGACCUGCAGCGUCGCACCUUGGUAGCCAUCUUCAGAGAGAACCGCCGGCCCUCCAAGGAGAUGCAGCUCACAAUCUCCCAGCAGCUGGGCCUGGAGCUCUCCACCGUCUCCAACUUCUUCAUGAACUCACGCCGCCGUUGUCCAGAGCGCUGGGACGUAGAGGAGCACAGUCUCGGGGCGCACGGCCACGUGCACACACCCCACGGAAACAGCAGCAACAACAACAACAAUAACGGCGCCUCACCAAUCCAACCCGGUACCUCCUCUGCUGUCUCCUUCUCCAAGGCCUGACGUCUGCAGGACGGAUGUAGAGAGGAUGGAGGGUUCCUUUCUGCUAAGACUCUCCGUCACUGCAGAGCUACCGAGCGCUGUGGCUUCAGACCACUCAACUGAUCCAUCUGUUCAGAGUACCGAGGACUCUGUGCAGAUGGAUCAGACCUUCUCGGUGUUAUCUUUUGACCCGAAUGCCACUCUUAGGGGCUAACUUGCAUUUUCAAAAUGUGACUCUUGAAACCAAAGAUCCAACAACCACAUGUAGCCGUCAGGAAAAAAAAAAUCAUCCUGAAAAACCAAAGAGCAUCCAUUUACACUAACCGCGCUGUGGGUGUGCGUGGAAACAUGGACAAGAGAGAAAGAGAGAGAGAGAGAGAGAGAGGGUUUUGCGUCAGGAAACAAGUAGCUUUAAAGACAACAGGCCUGGAGCGGUCUUCACAAAUAAUCAUACAGCAGGUGUAUCUGCAGGCCUGCGAUCAGCGACACCCGCGUUUCAGUGCCACGCUGAGACUGAUUGAGAGGUGCGUUUAUGUGUGACGUAUACGUGAAACGAUCUCCGCAGAUCGUCCGCUACCUGUGCGUAACGUUCACAUCGCCCACAGUGGGGGUGUAUUAUUAUUAUUAUGAUUAUUAUUAUUACUAUUCCUCUGCAGCCACUCAGCCCGCUGCACGUCGGAGUAACAGCGCCAUCUGCUGCCCAGUCUAACCACACGCCAACCUGUUCUCAGCGCGCCGGCGUUGCUCCUCACACAGCUGCAGAUUGCCACCCAGAGAACCAAACAGGAGGAGAAAUGGUUCAAACACACUCAUCCAAACAUCCAAUGACACACAUGCUGAAUGUUUGCUUCUUUAUAUACACUGAGUGGCUGCACGGCCACAGACUGCAUAGUCACUUGAAAGGUUAUUUUCAGGUUACAAAAAGGAGAACAAUCAAACAGGGAUGACAUGCCACACAUAAAAAAAGUGUUGUCCUCGAGUGAAGGGAGUGAGGGAAGGUGGGUGCAUUCUGUUCUAGCGGCCAAACACAGAGGUCAAAUGUCACAAUAUAGGAUCCUGAGUGCCAAUGAUGUUUGCCUCUUUAUGAUAAUCAGAGAACAGAUGCAGCCCACUUAGUCCCCCCCACCCCCAGUGUGCCCUGCAGUGUCUGGUCUGUGUCAUUACACACCUACAAAUUGUGAGCACUAUACGGCAUGUUUGCCUAUUUCAUACCUCAGAAAAAAAACUAAAAAAAGAAAAGAAAAACAUUGAUGUGAUCCACAUGAAACACAAUGGAAAUGUCUGUAAAUAAUCUUUAAUUUCAUCUCUCUUUCUCUCUGUCUUAUCUAUUCUCAAUUUAUCUACUCUCUUGAUAUGUGUCUUUCUUUCAUUUUCUUUUCCCCCUCCCCAACUAAUUGAUGCGGGUAAUAAUAGUACCAUAGACACAUGGUUUCUUUCUCGUGACUAUUGUGCUAUGUUGUGCUGAAACAAUAUAUAAAGAAGCACCUUGUUGACAAAAUGUAAGAACUUAAAGAUAAAAAAAAUGAAACAAAAUCAAAACAGACAAAUCAUCAUGUCAUAGACUGAUCCUAUGCACAGACAAGGAAGGGAUACCAAACAGAGACAAACUGUGCAUAUUUGUGAAUACCUGUUUGAUGGAACAAACGGACUGCGUGGAUGUGAAGGACCUCUUCCUUGAUCUUUAAACUUUGACCUCUUUGAAAUGGACAGUCACUGCAUUCCUCUGCUGAUUGUUUUCUUUGGUCACCAUAUGAAUUGCCUGAUUUUUUUUGUGUCUUUUUAUAACAUUUUUUUCUGUGUGUGUGUGUGUGUGUGGGCAAAGCCACUUGUUGUGUAGCAUCUUCUAGCGGGAGAUAAUCAUAUAAGGGAGGAGACACAGACAGGAGGAGAAAGGGUGAAGCAGGGGAGGCGGCAGCAUCAGAGGCCCAUCAUGAGACUGGAAGGUAGCAAGUGACAUUCUCCAUAAACCCAUAAACUGGGAGGUGUAGUGCACGGAAACAGGUUGUUGUCAUUUGGGAAUGAUUUUGGAGUCUAGACGGAGGAAAACUGCAUUUUAAAAAAAAAGUUAAAACCCAAAGCAGAGUGUCGGUGAGGGAAAUAUGUGUGUGUGUGGCUACCUCACAGAAAAUAACCAGACAGUGACCCAGCCGUAAAUACCAAAGAUAAUCCACGCCUGCUGUGUUCACACUGGACCUGGGAUGUACACACACACACACACACACACACACACACACACACAGACACACACACACACACACACACAUGCAGAGUUGCAGACAGAUGCAGAUUUGGAUGCACGCACUUCCACGGAGCAGUCGUGCUUGCAUAGCAAACACAGCCUGUUUGUUAUGUGGGAAGAGUUGAGUGCCUUUUUCCUUCAACCAGGGGAUGGACUGCUCUGAUCACACACAAAUAUGCACACACACGUUUAAA
Molecule: messenger RNA, 3861 nt
Organism: Pelmatolapia mariae (spotted tilapia)
Lineage: Eukaryota; Metazoa; Chordata; Actinopteri; Cichliformes; Cichlidae
Product: hepatocyte nuclear factor 6
Exons: 2
Coding region: 4-1449 (481 amino acids)
Biological process (GO): regulation of transcription by RNA polymerase II
Cellular component (GO): nucleus
Molecular function (GO): RNA polymerase II cis-regulatory region sequence-specific DNA binding; DNA-binding transcription factor activity, RNA polymerase II-specific
Source: RefSeq, a predicted model, not a curated record